Venustampulla echinocandica is the source of this 378-nucleotide messenger RNA. RefSeq names its product putative E3 ubiquitin-protein ligase RBX1. NCBI's taxonomy places the organism in Eukaryota, Fungi, Ascomycota, Leotiomycetes, Helotiales, Pleuroascaceae. The transcript has 4 exons. The coding region runs from base 1 to 378 and encodes 125 amino acids. Gene Ontology annotation, molecular function: ubiquitin protein ligase activity; cullin family protein binding; zinc ion binding. Gene Ontology annotation, biological process: protein ubiquitination; ubiquitin-dependent protein catabolic process. Gene Ontology annotation, cellular component: cullin-RING ubiquitin ligase complex; nucleus. The record is from RefSeq and is a predicted model, not a curated record.
AUGGCAGACGUCCAGAUGACAGAUGCUCCUUCUGGAUCCUCAGCGCCCGUCAAGAAGGCUGCUGGUAAAGCUAAAGCUGGCCCCUCAGACGGCGCAGUAGAAGGCAAGAAGCGCUUCGAGGUCAAGAAGUGGAAUGCGGUAGCUCUAUGGGCCUGGGACAUCGUCGUCGACAACUGUGCUAUCUGCAGAAACCACAUUAUGGAUCUCUGCAUUGAAUGCCAGGCAAACCAAGCAUCUGCAACCAGUGAGGAGUGUACCGUCGCGUGGGGCAUCUGCAAUCACGCCUUCCACUUCCACUGCAUCUCCCGUUGGUUGAAGACCCGUCAAGUCUGUCCCCUCGACAACCGAGACUGGGAAUUCCAGAAGUAUGGCCGUUAA